AUGAAACGCCACGCAACUACGGAAGGUGAGAGUCUGGGCGUGCUAUUCGCGGAGCAGGCGGGGGACGUGAUCUCGCUCGCAGCGGGGAUCGAGUUGUGCGCGGAGCAGGCGCUUGCGAGCGGUAACGCGGGGCGGGUGGCGAGCUUCCUGGAGGCGCUGUGGGAGCAGCUCCGGGAGCACCCUGCACUCGUGGGAGAUUUGGGUUGGGAUAUCCCGAAGGUGCUUGUGCGGUGCAUUAGGGCAGACAACUUCAACCUCAACGAAGGGCUCGGGGAUGAUAUGGUGUGGCGGCUCCUGGUGGGCUGCUUCAGGGAGGUGGGGCGCGAGGGGAACGCGCGGGAGUGCUUCCUGACCGGGUGCCAGCAGCUGGCGGAGCUCUCGGUGGCCGCAGAGGAGGAGGAAGACGCGGAUCUGCGUGAGGAGAUGUUCGCGCUGAAGUUCCACAUGCUGAUGGAAUUCGUGACGACCACGCUGGGAAGAACGACGACUGCGUACCCGUCGCGGUUCCUGGGGGAGAUCAUAGGCGUGCUCGUGAAGCUGGUGGAGCGCAAUGCAGAUGAACUGUGCGACGUGCACCUACUGCUGCGGCGCCUGUAUACGUUUUGCCGCGACUACACGGCGCCCGUGUCAUCCUCGGAGGACGAGGAGCUGCGUGCACAAGAGGAUUACCUGCAGCGCACGUUGUUUCGGAGUUUCCUGGCAUACGCUCUGGCCCAAUUGCUGCGUAGGCAAAGCGUCCGGUGGGCUCCGGAGUACUUUGCCAAGUCUCACGGGCUGGAAUUCAAGCUCCACGAUGAUCAUGUGGAGCUACGCGAGACACUGGGCCGCUACUUUCAGCUUGCCCAUUCGUUUGAUAUCGACAUCGAAGGUGCGUUCCAGAAGCAGUGCAUCCUGGAGUCCCGGGAUGUCUACGCCUGCGUGUCUGCAGAUGCAGACAAGGCAGACGGCGCGGAGGUUAUCUACCAGUUGGCAUACACCUAUGAACUGAAGAAAAUUGCUGAACUCCAGUCCAUGCCAAUAGACGCGCGGGGGAUCUUUGUGCUCGCUGUACUACACCACUUUGAGACAGGAAAGCCGAUCUGCCUCAGCCUUCGGUUGGACGAUGCCAUCUACAUGUUUCUGCGGUUUAACACACCUGAAAUAUACUCAAAGUCUUUUGGCAAUAUAGCUGUUACAGACGCGUCGCUCUAUUUCGUUUUACUUGCAUUGGAAGGCAACUCGCAUGAGGAGAACCAUAAGCUCGUGCGUGAGUUCCCGCAGACAGUCUUUGCUGUCUUUAUUCAAGUGCUGCUUCUGAACAUGUGCAGGCUACCUAGUAGAGAAAUCGGACGCAUGACGCACAGCAUUUUAGCGAGAGUUCUGUUUUUGGCCUCGGAGACCACGGCGUUUGAUUUCGUCAUCGACACCCUGUUGCAGUGCCCCUAUGAGACGGCCAAACAAAUAAUCCUCGAAAUUGCCAAGAUUAUGAUGGUCAGCGACCAAUAUACUAUCUGCACAAGGGACGUCCCAUCGCACACGCGCACUGAUACGAAGGCGCCGCCGCUUCCGCCACGGCCGUUCAUUAAGCUUAAUGACGAUCGUAUGGCGGCCUUCCACACGUUGGCGAUGAUGUCAGCCAAGUUCUGCACGGAAACUGAAGACCCAAAGCAGCUCACAACUUUGCUAUCAUACUUGAACUUGAUAACUGUCUUGCGGAAAAAAUGGGACCAAGUAUUACUCCGUGAGCUCACCGUGGCGGUUUCCAAUUGCAUUGAACCAAGGAAAGAAGAUAUACCAGAGAUCGGGUUUAUCAAGAUUGCAAACGACGGGCUGAAAGAGUUUCUAGGCGGCAACUCCACGUAA
Eremothecium gossypii ATCC 10895 is the source of this 1842-nucleotide messenger RNA. It is a transcript of the gene YBP1, whose product is annotated as Ybp1p. The transcript has a single exon. Gene Ontology annotation, cellular component: cytoplasm. NCBI's taxonomy places the organism in Eukaryota, Fungi, Ascomycota, Saccharomycetes, Saccharomycetales, Saccharomycetaceae. Gene Ontology annotation, biological process: cellular response to oxidative stress. Bases 1 to 1842 code for a protein of 613 amino acids. The record is from RefSeq and is marked provisional.